GGCCCGUCUUCUCCGAGGCGUUUGGGAGAACGGUGUCGCUCAUCUUAUGACGCGAAACCAACCACGACUGUAAGGAACGGGAGACGGAAAGGGCUGAAGAACGCAGUCACUGGCCCUGUAUUUGGGAAUUGAACGGAUUCCAGGAAUGGAAACAGAAAGUGGAAAUCCAGAAAAGGCAAUGGAAGAGGAAAGCACUGACAAGAAAAAAGAAGUAGAAAAAAAGAAACGGUCUCGAGUUAAACAGGUGCUUGCAGAUAUUGCUAAGCAAGUGGACUUCUGGUUUGGAGAUGCAAAUCUUCACAAGGAUAGAUUUCUCCGAGAGCAUAUAGAAAAAUCUAGAGAUGGAUAUGUUGAUAUAUCACUUCUCGUGUCUUUUAACAAAAUGAAAAAAUUGACCACUGAUGGAAAGCUAAUUGCCAGAGCACUGAAGAGCUCAGCUGUUGUAGAGCUGGAUUUAGAAGGCACGAGAAUCAGAAGAAAAAAGCCUCUGGGUGAAAGACCAAAGGAUGAGGAUGAGCGGACAGUGUACGUGGAAUUACUUCCCAAAAAUGUUAAUCACAGCUGGAUUGAAAGAGUAUUUGGGAAAUGUGGCAAUGUUGUUUAUAUAAGCAUACCACAUUAUAAAUCUACUGGAGAUCCAAAGGGAUUUGCCUUUGUAGAAUUUGAAACCAAAGAACAAGCAGCAAAAGCUAUUGAGUUUCUUAACAACCCGCCAGAAGAAGCACCUAGAAAGCCUGGUAUAUUUCCUAAGACAGUGAAAAAUAAGCCCAUUCCUGCCCUUGGAGUACCAGAAGAGAAGAAAAAGAAGAAGAAGAAGAAAGGCAGAAUGAAAAAGGACAAUAUCCAGAAAGAGUCUAGUGUAGACACAAGCAAGGAGAGCGUCUGCAAAAUGAAGAGAUCCAGGAUCACAUCCGAGGGCUCUGAAGCAGAGAUAACUGAACCCCAAAAGCCACCUUCAAAGAAAAAGAAAAAACGGGAAAAAGCUGAAGUAUCCAGCUUACCCUUAGUCAGAACAGGGAAGAGAAAGAGAAGUAGUUCUGGAGAUGCAGAAUACUUAACUCCCAGAUCUAAAGUGAAGAAAAUGGGUCAGAAAAACAUUAAAAAAGAAGCUUCAGAAGUCUCCAAAGAAAACAAAGAUUUAGAAGUCUCUACUGAGGAGGAAAAGGAUACCGGAGAUAUGAAAGACGGAUCACUCUUAAAGGCAAAAAGGAAACAUAAGAAAAAACACAAGGAGAGGCAUAAAAUGGGAGAAGAGGUCAUACCAUUAAGAGUACUAUCAAAGAGUGAAUGGAUAGAUUUGAAAAAAGAGUAUUUAGCACUGCAAAAAGCCAGCAUGGCUUCCUUAAAAAAAACAAUAUCCCAAAUAAAAUCAGAGUCGGAAAUGGAAACAGACCAUGGAGUACCUAAUAAGUCUGGAAUGAAAAAUGAGAAAGCAGCAAACAGUGAAGAGUGUUGUCCCCAGGAGAAGGUUAAUACAGCAGGACCACAGUUUGUGAGUGGUGUGAUUGUGAAGAUAAUCAGCACCGAGCCUCUACCUGGCAGAAAACAAGUCAGGGAUACUUUGGCAGCUAUCUCAGAAGUUGUUUAUGUUGAUUUGCUAGAAGGAGAUACAGAAUGCCAUGCUAGAUUUAAAACUCCUGAAGAUGCUCAAGCAGUAAUAAAUGCAUAUAUGGAAAUUAAAAAGAAACACUGCUGGAAACUCGAGAUCCUUUCUGGUGAUCAUGAACAGAGAUACUGGCAAAAGAUUCUGGUAGAUAGGCAGGCCAAACUUAAUCAGCCUCGUGAAAAGAAAAGAGGCACUGAGAAGUUAAUCACCAAAGCUGAAAAGAUUAGACUUGCAAAGACUCAACAAGCAAGUAAACACAUUAGAUUUUCUGAAUAUGACUGAAAAAACUUUUGGUUCACCUCUUAAAAUUUCACUGGACUUGAGCUGAUCUUACAAAAUCCAUUUUUAUUAUGGCAGUAAUGCAUAAUGAAUGUUUUUCUAAAACCUAUAUUCAAUUAAAAGAAAUAUCUUUGUUCCUUAACUCAUAUAUAAGACCUUUUUCUAUAGACAAGUACAUUGUAUACUAUCACUUUUCACUGAACAUUUUAUUUGUUGAAAUUUAUCUUACAGAAAGCAACCUCAAAGUGACAGUAAAUAAAAGCAUUUUGAACAUUUUCAUUAAUUUUGUUUUUAAUGCUACAAAGACAAUAUAUUUUCAAAUACAAUACUACAUAAAUAUAUAGUUUAGAAAAAAUGUUUAACAGUGGACUCUCACUGUACUUAUUUGUGGCUUUUUCUAUUCCAAGUAUCUUGAGUAUCGCUUUGUUAAUUUAUGCAGAGGCAUGUGUGUGAUGUUUGUUGUGCUUUACCUAUCUGAGCUUCCUUUGAGCACACAUAAGAACUGUUUCCAAUUGAAAUUUGUUAAAAUUUUUAAGUACUGAGUUUGUUUUUCAUAAAUGAAGUUAACUAAAUAAAUGAAGUCAACCAAAUAAAUGAAGUCUAACCAAAAUAAAAUGUACCAGAUGCUGUGAAUAUGGAAAAAAAAAAAUCUAGGAAUCAGCCUCAGGCAUAACUGAGGUCUAUGAUUUUAUUCAGAAAAAUCACAGACUGGAGCAUUUAAGGCCUUCACAGAACUGAAUCUACUGGGUCUAUGUAUGACUGGCUUCUUAGUGUCUUAUUAGAAUAUCAAGAAAGUACUCUGAACAGGGACACCAUGGGAUUCAUUUCCUAGGGCUACAAACCGAUUCCUAGUUCCAUCAGUUUUGUACGGAAGUGGGGGACCUAAUUUGGCUGCUCUUUCUGUGCUUUGUGGAAAGCCUACAAUCAGGAAUCUAUUCACUUCUUUGGGCCAGAGAUUUUGGAAGAUUGGCUACCUUACUAGCUGGGUGACAACAGCUUAUUACUACCAAAAAUAGGUAUCCUGGCAAAUUGCCACUGACACACUCAUUUUUCUCCAUGAAGAAAAGCUAGCAUAUAUACUCUUGGAGGAAAAGAUCUGUGAAUAGUUGCUGAGGUCUUUUAUGAAGAUUAUGACUAAAUAUACUCCAGUUGAUCCCAAGUAAUCAAAAGCAGAUGUAUAUUUCAAGAAUUGAGUUGAUCUCAGUGAGUACUGUCUUAAGGUGACUUUGAAGAAGUUACCAAGUAAGAUUUCAGAAAUUCUCCCCUUGGCAGUUACUAAACAAGAUAAGCACACACUCAAGUAUCUUUGAACACUGUUGUAGCACUUGGGAGAUAUUAGUGAAGCAAAUCGAAGAUCUCACUUUUGUGGAGCUUACGUUCCAGCAAUAGAUAGAGACAAUAAACAAAAAUAAGUGAAAAUUACAGUUUGUUAAAUAAAGUCCAUAGGAUAAAUCAAAAUAAAGGAGAAACCCCAUUAGUUCAUUCCUUCAUUUAUUCUUCAUUUAAUUAAAGGGAUAUUUAUUUAGCCCAUGGCAGAUAUCAGAUACUGAUACCAAAGACAUUAAAGAUAAAAAGAAAAGAUAAAGUCCCCUAUCCUUGAAGAAUUUAUAGCCUUGGGAAAGACAAGUCAACAUAUAAUUGCUGUACAAUGUAAGUGAUGUAACAAGUUACUCCAGAUUAUACUGGAUGCUGUCCUCAAAGCAAAAUCAAUUCCACAUGACCUUCCAAGGUUUCUGAACCUUUGAUCUUUUGGGUAAGUGUAUCCCUUAUCCAACACUUAGCACAUAGUAAUUGCUUAAUAUUUGUUUUAAUUGAGUGAAAUUGAAUGUGUACUUCAGGAUGUUCCCCAAGGACAUGUUAUGAUUUAAUCCCAUAAAGGAUAUUUUUCAAAUUGCUCAUUCAGUAGUCACAUUACUUUUUUAAAAGGGCCUACUACAUACUGGUCUUUGUACAUGUCAGUGGGAUUUGCUUACUUAACUCUAAAACUAAUUUUAUUUAAGCACCUUGCAAGAAGAGCUCAGAACUACUUUCAUAAAGAGAACCAUAUUGGCUCUUUUCUGUUACAUGUUAGUUGUGUCAUCUCAGUGAAGUAGGUACCCUUAUUAUCACUACUUUAAAAAGAAGGCACUGAAGCACUUGCCAAAGGUCAUCAUAAUAGCUAACUAGUCUGGGAUUUAAACUCAAUUUCUCUAAAUCUGAAGACCACACAUUUAACAACUAUGAUAACCUUCAUCUCUACCACCCUCUAUCCCUACCUGCUUGCCUCCCUUCUUUCCUACCAGUGUUUUGCAUCUCAGAGUACUGUAAGCUAUGCAUCUAUUGCACUUGUCUGCUCUUUUUUGCUACUAAAAGCAAUGCCAGUGAACAUGACAUCCACCUUUACUGUGUGUGAAUGAGUCUGCAGGAUAGAUUUCUGACUGGAAUUGCUGGGGCAAAGAUACAUUUUAUUUAGUGUCCAAAAUAGUCCAAAAAUGCUGUACAAGUUUAAGGGUACAUUUUAGCUUUUUUGUGUGUGUAUUAAAUUCAUUAAUACAGGAGCUAAUCAGUCUUUUUCAUUUCUACUGAUCUUUGAGAGGUGAAAGUAUCUCAUUGCUGCCUUCAUGUGAAUCUCCCUAAUUAAAAGAUUGAGUACUUUCACAGGCUUGUUAAAUAUUUGUAUGUCCUCAGUGAAUUUUCUAAGUUUUUUAAAGGCUAGAGAUUUUUUUUAAUGGUCAGUAUGCAGGAGAACUUUUCAUACUAUUAACAUAUACCUGUAAAUAUAUUUUCCCACAUUGGACCACUUGGCUUUCAGGUUACUUUAUUGUACAGUUAUUGUAUAGAUAUUUUAUAUUUUUACAGAGCCAUAUCUUCUAAUCUGCUUUUAAAAUAAAUUUUUUUCCCAGUCUGGGAAUUAUGAUUCUAGUCUGUCUGUACUUCAUUUCUUAUUUUCUAAUGUCCAGAAGACUGGGUAGAAGCAAGGCUCUUUCUUGAGUUAGUGUGAGUAUGUUUGUUCUUUGCAGCCUUAAAGCAAUACUUUCUUUGAAAAAUAAAUCACAUUUUAUUUCUUAAAUGCCUUGAGAAGUUUGUAAUAUAAAAGAGCAGUUGGAAUGAAAAACUAGGAAGGAGUCACACUAGGAAAGAGUAAACACUAUCACUUGUACUUAUUCCCCACCUAUAUAGUUAGCAGAGAUCAUGAAGUUUUAUAACUGCAGCCUUAUUGAAGAUCUCAGUAAGCAGCCUUUUUCUUUUGUGAAUGCUCAUUACUUGAUAAAAAUGUGUUUAAAAUAUAACCCUUAACACAUUUCAGUUGUUUUGAAAUGAAUAAAACAAUCUGACAGUAAUGACUUCAUUACAAAUGUAUAGAGAAAGAAAUUACUAUGUUUUCAUGGGGAGACGAUAAGAUGCAUGUGUAGAAAAAAAAGCCAGUUUCUUUUGUGUCCAUAAGAGUAAGCCAAGCAUACAACAGCAUGCAAAUUUAUAGAACAAUAUUACAGUUAGGUUUUUCAUUAAUUUCAUUCUUGGAGUUACCUUUAGGGAUUGAUGUAGGAGCAAACGGGUACUUCUUUAGAAUGAUGAAAUCCCAAAGAUUAUAUAACUUUUUUCUCUAAAAAUGUCAUUAAUUUAUAAUUACUUAAAGCUGCACUGCCCAAUACACAUGAGGCUAUUAAAACACGUGAAAUGUGUCUAGUCUGAAUUGAAAUGUAAGUAUAGAAUACAUACCAAUUUUUUGAAGACUUGGUAAAAUAAUGUCAUUAAUAGUCUUCAUAUGGGAAACAUUGUAAUUUUUUUGUUGAUUGUAUUAAAGUAUAUUACUAAAAUUAACUUUACCUGUUUAUUUUUACUUUUUUUAAUGUGGCUACUAGAAAAUUUUAACUGACUUAAUGUGGCACUCACUGCAUUUCAGUUGGAUAGUGCUGUCAUGGAGGAGCCAGAGUGCAGCCAGAAUCAGUGGCAGCGUUUAUGGUAAUAGCUUACACUGGCUCACUGGUAUUGAAGAAUCAAAGUAUAAACACUUCUGUCUUUACAAAAGGUUUAGCUGAUGCCAGAAAAAGAAAAAGCAAUUUUAUGUCUUGAAUCUGUUUGAUAAGCUUUGUUCUCUUGUAUGGAAUAGAUCUGCAUUUGUAUUUCCAUAAGUCUCUAGUGGUAUGACUAAAUAAAAGUUGUCAAGAUUUAA
Molecule: messenger RNA, 6038 nt
Organism: Manis javanica (Malayan pangolin)
Lineage: Eukaryota; Metazoa; Chordata; Mammalia; Pholidota; Manidae
Gene: LARP7
Product: La ribonucleoprotein 7, transcriptional regulator
Biological process (GO): RNA processing
Cellular component (GO): ribonucleoprotein complex; nucleus
Molecular function (GO): RNA binding
Source: RefSeq, a predicted model, not a curated record